AUGGUAGUGAUGGGUUUGUCAAAAGGUAGAGUGAAAGCAUGGUUCAAUAAGAAAAUCACCGAUCCUCUUCUCCACAUCUUGCGUAGAGGUACUGAGCCUAAGCAGCUGGCUUUCUCUGCCGCACUCGGUAUUACCUUGGGAAUAUUUCCAAUUUGCGGUGUUCCUGUGUUUCUUUGUGGAGUAGCUAUUGCAUUUCUUGGAUCUGCUUGUCAUGCUCCAACCGUGAUGCUAGCUAAUAUCAUUGCCACUCCUCUAGAACUAGCUCUGGUGGUGCCUUUCUUACGACUUGGUGAAAAAGUCACCGGUGGUCCUCAUUUUCCUUUGACAUCAGAUGCCCUUAAGAAGGUUUUCACUGGCCAAGCCUCCCAGGAAGUCUUUUUAAGUAUCGGUAACGCGUUACUAGGGUGGCUUGUAGCAACUCCAUUUUUCUUUAUUGCGCUAUACGUUGUCUUGCUUCCAUGUUUCAAAAUCCUGGUCCGCAAGUUUGGCGCCGUUGCUUCAACCCCAAAGACUCCUACAAGUAUUGACAUAGAACUCAACCCAAAGCCAAGAUUCGCUUGAUUUCAACAAGAGUUCUAUUAUCAACACCGAACUCUUGAAGUGUAACACUAAUGUAUAGGGUAUACACAGCUUGCAUUGUCAGAUCCUUGCACUCUUUGUUUAAAACCUCCUUUUGAAAACGUCAUAACCGUAAAGUUCAUUUCUGUGGUUUCUUUUUUUUUUGGUUCUUGUGUUUAUC
Molecule: messenger RNA, 739 nt
Organism: Eruca vesicaria subsp. sativa (arugula)
Lineage: Eukaryota; Viridiplantae; Streptophyta; Magnoliopsida; Brassicales; Brassicaceae
Source: the annotation of a GenBank genome assembly